Molecule: messenger RNA, 1968 nt
Organism: Dictyostelium purpureum
Lineage: Eukaryota; Evosea; Eumycetozoa; Dictyosteliales; Dictyosteliaceae
Exons: 2
Coding region: 1-1968 (655 amino acids)
Biological process (GO): methylation
Molecular function (GO): methyltransferase activity
Source: RefSeq, a predicted model, not a curated record
AUGAGUAGAUUUUUAACUACGAUAAAAAAUAAAUCACCCAAUCACUAUUAUAUUAAUAAAAUUUCCAAUAAUUUAAAAUUUAUAAAUUCAACCACAACCACAAAUUAUAAUAUACCACAAAAUAGAUUUUUUACAUCAAAAUCUAAAGUUAGAAAAGGAAAUAAAUACAGUCAAUAUAUUCAUACACCAAAUAAAAAUAUCUCAUUGACCAAUAGUUUAGACUUAAAAGAUGUUUCAGUAUUUUCAAAUAUAAAACCAUUAGCACCUUUAAAAAAUGAAAUUCAAACCGAAAUCGAUCAAAAUGAUGACAACAUUUUGGAAAGUAAUAUGAAUAUAAAUAAUAGUAAUAAUAAUGAUAAUAAUAAUGAUAAUAAUAAUUUUGAUAACAGUCUGGCUCAUAAUAAAAGAAAUGAUGAUAAUGAUAUAUAUAAUGAACUAUAUAACAAUGACAAAGAUAUAGAUUACAAUAUAGAUAAUAGUAUAGAUAAUAAUAUAUAUAAUAGUUUAGAUAAUAAUUUAGAAAAUAAUAAUAUUGAUAAUGAUAAUAAUAAAACCGAUGAAAUAAAGAACGAAAUAUAUUUAAACCCAAAACAGUAUGUUGUAUAUAAGCAGCUCACCGUCGUUAGAGUUAAAGAUUCAAGUCAUAGAGAUGAUGUAAUUAGGCAGUUAAGAAUUGCAAUACCGCAAUCAGGUUGGAAAAUAAACAAAGAGAAUCCAAAUUUAGUGAUGGGAAAUGUUAGUCCAGAAGUUUAUAGAGAUUUUAUAACGAACCAAACUAAAUUUAAUAAGCAUAAUAUCAAAGUUUUAAAUAGUUCCAAGCAACCAUUUGUUGGUUUCUCUAAACAAAUUUUACCAAAUUCAAUUGAAGUCGAUGAGGACUCACUUCAAGCAUGGGUAGAAAAAGCAAGCGAGUUUAUUAUUAGUAACUAUAGGGCAUGCAAAUGGAAACGUUGGAGAAUUCAUUUAUUAACACCAACUUCAGCCUUACAACCAAACAACAAACGUGUUCAAAUCGAAUCUUUAAUUCUCAAGUAUUUAAAAAAGAAACAUUAUAAAGAACUUUCACACUCUUAUUCAUUAAAGGCAUCGGGUAAUAGACCCAUAGGAUUAUUUGACGAUGAAGCGUUGGUCCAAAUUAUGUUUGUUGGUGCCAACAAAGGUUAUAUUAGUGUUAUGACACCAACCAUGUAUCAAUACUAUAAAAAGAUGACAAGUAUUUAUCCAUCAGGAACAGCCAAACCUUUACUUGGCGUACUUUCACAAUAUAUGUACAAAUUAUUUUCACCACAGCUCUCACAAUCACAUAUUCACAUUCAAGCAAUCAAAAACUUUAUGAAUCCGUCACAAUCUUUAGAAAAGGAAUAUAUAAAAUCUAUGUCAUUCGAUUCAAUUGUCUCAACAUUUCUUCCAUCAAGAUCAUUUAUAAAAUUAGUAGAGCUAUUCACUAGGUUCCCAAAAUUCCCAUCGAUGAGAAUUAACGAUACAGUUUGCGAUUUAGGUAGCUCCCCAGGUGGAUGGACUUUAUUCAGUCUUUUGCAAGGAUGUUGUGUAGUAUCAAUAGAUAAAGCCCCUUUAGACCAUCGUUUUAUAGAUGAAAAUAAUGAUCAAGACCAUUUAAUUUUCAUUAGAGAAUCUGCAUUCGAGUUUGACCCAGUUGGUACAUUUGAUUGGUUAAUCAUCGAUAUGAAAGUUCCCCCAAUGAAGACAUUAAAGCUUUUAGAGAAAUGGUUGGAAAAAAAUCAUUGUAACAAUUUCAUCGUCAACUUAAAGUUUGAUAGAAACAGUUUCGACCUUCACGAAUGCGAAUUAUUUAUACAAAGAAAUAUUUUACCAUUAACAGGAUAUAUAAACAGUCACUGUUUGGACUCGAAUGGUGAUAAGGAAUUAACUUUAUUUGGAACGAAAAAAUCAAUUAUUAAUACAAUAGGAGAUGUAAAUUCACUUACCCCCACAAUUAACGAAGAGUAA